GCAUUUGUCAAAUUAAAGUCAAAAUUGCUGACGUUGACAAAUGCAAGGUCAAUUGGAAUUAUAAUACACUCUGUCAUUUUUGAUGUCAAAUUCCUAACCACAGAUAUGACAGACAUAAUAUAGACACAUACAGACAGACAUAAUAAUUAUAAAAAAAAAUUUAAAUCGUAUUGUUUGCGAAACUAUGGCAAACACUGCUUGCAAGCAAGCUUUUUUUGGUCAUGCAGACGUUGCUCACUUCUGAUAAUUGCGUAAUAUAGUUGCUGUAAGCAACUUGUUCUUCUUUCAGGGAAUGUUUUCAAUAAAAUCAUUAUGAUAGCAUGAAAUCUAAAAAAGGUGAUCCAAAUAACCCUUUUGGGUUCGAAAUGAGGUGAGGAAGUACUGCCUACUGCUUCUUGUAUUAACGACGACGGCGUUUCUUUUCUACGGCAGUAUUUUACAAUAAAAAACUUUUUUGAGUCAUAGUUGUCUACCGCAAUGUUUAUAAGAAAAACGGUUUUAGGCUUUGCCUCGAUAAAUGCCACUGUCAAAGGAUUAGACAAUAAUGUACUGUGGAAAUAUAUUGCCCCAAGGUGCAAAAAAUGAGAGUCAAAGAAUUUGUUGUGGGAUUGUUCCCAAUCUUAACAUGGAUCAAAACAUACGACACUCAAAUGGCAAUUGGGGACAUAAUAGCCGGUAUAACUAUCGCACUUACAUUGAUACCACAGUCUAUUGCAUACGCAUCGCUUUCUGGAUUUGCACCUCAGUAUGGUCUGUACUCCUCGUUCAUAGGACCCAUCAUAUACGCUUUCAUAGGAACAUGUGCGCAGAUAAACAUGGGCCCUGCAGCGAUAUUAUCACUCCUCACGUUUUCCUACACAAAUGGUACCAACAUCGAUUUCGCAAUACUUCUCACUUUCUUUUCCGGUGUCGUCCAACUUGUAGCUGGAAUUGGACAGCUUGGUUUCCUGGUUGAGUUUAUAUCGUUACCAGUGGUAUCGGGGUUCACAUCAGCCGCAGCCAUCCUCAUAGCAACAUCACAAGUUAAGGACUUACUUGGGCUUCGAUUUAGUUCUGAUUCUUUUCUAACAACCUGGUAUCAGUUCUUCGUACACUUGCCCGAAGCAAGACUAUAUGAUAGCUUACUUAGUUUAGGAUGCUGCUGUUUUUUAUUUGCAAUGAAGAGUUUAAAAGAUCUUAAAAUUAAAAUAAACACUCAAGAUGAGAGUGGACGUCGAAAAGCUAAAAGAGUAAAAAAAACCCUGUGGUUUAUCUCUAUAGCAAGAAACGCGACUUGUGUGGCUUUGGCUACUGUGUUUGCGUACUUAGUAUAUGAAGAUAUAGAGAACCCGUUUCUUCUUACUGGUGAUAUACCACCCGGUUUGCCAGCCGUGAUCCCACCGCCAUUCGAGACCACAGUCGGCAACACUACCUACUCUACUGGUCAAAUGAUUUCACAUCUUGGCUCUGGAAUUAUUGUUCUACCCCUUGUCGCUCUUCUGGGAAACAUCGCUGUUGUUAAGGUUUUUUCUCAAGGUAAAAAGAUAGACGCAACGCAAGAAAUCAUUGCGAUUGGCGUUUGUAACUUAGUUAGCUCAUUCUUCCAGUCAAUGGUUGUGAAUGGACCAUUCUCAAGAAGUGCUGUUAGUCAAGCUUCAGGAGUCAGGACCCCUGGAUCGGGAAUCUAUACAGGUAUAUUAGUGAUAUUAACCCUACUGUUACUGACACCAUACUUCUACUUCAUACCAAAGGCUGUGUUGGCAUCGGUCAUAGUGUGCGCUGUGGUACAAAUGGUGGAUGUUGCUAUAGUUAAGAAACUCUGGAGGUACAGUAGAUUGGACCUUUUCACGUUGUUUGGCACCUUAUUGUUAAGCCUUUGUGUGGGAAUGGAGGUGGGCUUGAUCGCCGGAGUAGGCAUCGAUGCUUUGUUGCUGCUCUACUAUCACUCACGCCCACCUCUGGAUGUUUUAUAUGUUGAUAACGGCAUUCUUCCCGCUCACUACGCGAUUUACCCGGUCGGCGGGCUAUACUUCGCGGGCGCCGAGUGGUUACGGAACAAACUGAUCGCCGUCCAGCAUCCGCCGACCACGACCACUGAUGGUGUGGAGUCACAGCCUACUGCACCGACAACUAAGAUACUUGUGAUAUACUGCGAUGCUUUACACAGAUUUGAUUACACAUUUUUAGAUAGUAUUAGAAUGUUAGUAUCGGACUGGUCAAAAACCGGACGUGUGAUAUGGUGCGAUACGAGGGAACCGAUCAAAAAUCAGUUAAAAGGCGUGCUAACAAAUCCUAUAUUCUGUGAAAAGAGCCAGCUGAGAGCCCAUAUGGUUCCGAGCACGGAAUCAUGAGGAAGAGCAAUUCGCUAAUGUAAUAAGAUAUUUUAUAAAUACUUACUUAAAUGCCUAAGGACUUGGUGUUGAUGCAAAUAUUUUUGUUAAGAGAAAGGUAUUACUAGGUAUGAAAGACGAAAACUUAGAUACCGUGGGCUUACUCUCGUUUUAUUCCAUUUUUGAUUUUGAUACGAAUUAAAUUUAGUACUGGAAUGAUAUUAUAGACCCAAAUCAAGAUCAAGUUUCGAUUCAGUGUCGUAGGCUGUCGAUUGAGCGUGAACCAACUCGAUCUCAAUUCGACUGAAACAGACAGAAACGAUUUAAGUUUCUGUAGGGAGUAAGCCUACAGUUCGCGCUGUAAAAAAAAUAAUAUUAAUUUGUGCUUGUCCAUCGUAUAAUGGUUAAGUGAUGAUUGUCUCGUGCCUCUUGUAUAAGCGAUCAUAAACUUUUAGUUGCUUUGUAACCAUCUAAUUAUUUUUAUUAUAUAAAAGUUUACGAAAUUGUUGUAUUUGUUGCUUAAGUAUGUGUAUUAUUAUUUUCUGUAACAUGUUUUUUUAUAUAGAAGUUUUUACGCAGGCCGUUUUAAUGAGAUCAGUCUAAACAAAAUAUGUAUAGGAUAUUUUUUUAUUUAUUGUAAAUGUACAUAAUUUUCAAAUGUAUAUAAGUUUGUUGUAUGAUUUUUAUGAUUCUAUUUUACGAAUUAUAUAAAUAUACUGAUUUACUUUAUCAUAAUUUUUAUUAUUUAACCUGUAUCAUUAUAUUUAGUGGUUCAAAUUUGUGGAAGACUUGAACUUUAAAGUUUUCCAAUCCCUGAAAACUCACGCGAGUGGUGCCGGCUCCCAGGGGUUUCAAGGUAGAU
This is a messenger RNA of Trichoplusia ni (cabbage looper), 3171 nucleotides long. RefSeq names its product sodium-independent sulfate anion transporter-like. The coding region runs from base 582 to 2330 and encodes 582 amino acids. The record is from RefSeq and is a predicted model, not a curated record. Gene Ontology annotation, cellular component: membrane. Gene Ontology annotation, molecular function: sulfate transmembrane transporter activity. The transcript has 12 exons. Gene Ontology annotation, biological process: transmembrane transport. NCBI's taxonomy places the organism in Eukaryota, Metazoa, Arthropoda, Insecta, Lepidoptera, Noctuidae.